AUGUCCAGGUUACCCAACAUCACACUCAUUCUCUUCUGCUGCAAAAUGGGGAUUCUCACAUCUUGCGCAUGUCUGCUCGGAGGGGCCCUCGUUGCAGAUUUUCGGUGGGCUUCUUUUCCUAUUCUUCUUCUGCCUUAUUCUUCUUCCAAUUUCUUUCCAAUUUGUGCGCUUGACAAAUCUGGGACCUUGGUUGUACCAAAUGUCACCGCCAAUGAAGCUGACCCAGGGGGAAUGUUGUUUUCUCAGCCCAAAAAAGGAAGUUUCAAAGACAAAAAGGAACAUGCUUCGGUGAGAUUAUUAUCUGGAACUUUUGCUGAUAUAGCUGCACCUGAGUUAACAUGGGAGAAAAUGAGGCCCACACCGGUGCCUCGUCUCGAUGGCUCUUCAAUACAGAUUAAGAAUAUAUUUUACGUGUUUGCAGGAUAUGGCACAAUUGACCAUGUGCACUCUCAUGUUGAUUUAUACAAUUUCACUGACAAUACAUGGGGGGGAAGAUUGGAUAUCCCAAAAGAGAUGGCGCAUUCGCAUUUAGGAGUGGCCACUGAUGGAAGAUACAUAUAUGUGGUAUCAGGACAAUAUGGUCCCCAAUGCAGAGGGCCUACAGCUCGUAUAUUUGUGCUGGACACAGAGACAAAGAAAUGGAGCAGUAUGCUUCCAUUACCUUCCCCCAGGUAUGCUCCAGCAACUCAAUUGUGGAGAGGCAGACUCCAUGUGAUGGGUGGCAGCAAAGAAAACCGCCAUACGCCUAGUGUGGAUCACUGGAGUAUUGCUGUGAAGGAUGGCCAAGCAUUGGAGAAAGAGUGGUGGAAAGAAGCACCCAUUCCCCGUGGGGGACCACAUAGGGCUUGUGUUGUGAUGAGUGAUCGCCUCUUUCUUAUUGGUGGUCAAGAGGGUCAAUCUUCUAACAGGGCUUGUAUUAUUGUGGUUUACGGGGAUGCUUAUAUGCUGGAUGGUGAAAUGAAAUGGAAAGUGUUGCCUCCCAUGCCAAAACCCAACUCUCACAUAGAGUCGAGCCUUGCGGCUAUAAUGGAAACGUAUCAUACAAAGAAGACUAGAGCCGCGCGGCUAUACUCUUUAAAUAUAUCACGAAGCUUGAACUCGCAGAGGACGGAACUUUCUCUCGCAGUCACUGCUUCUUCCUCCGAGUUCGGCACCGAAAAAAGACCCAACCCGCCUAGCUCCCGCCUACUACACCUAGCCUCCUAG
Messenger RNA from Prunus armeniaca (apricot), 1206 nucleotides. Lineage: Eukaryota; Viridiplantae; Streptophyta; Magnoliopsida; Rosales; Rosaceae. The record is from the annotation of a GenBank genome assembly.